AUGGCCUCCACAUCCCCUCUAUCCUCGCCAGCGACCACCCAAGCUCGCCCCAAACCAGGCCUCCUCCUCGUACACCCCCGCCUCCACGACCCCACCCCGACUAAUGCCGCUACAUUCCUCCGCUGGACGAAACUGCAUUUCAGAGAUAUGCUCAACAUACCCGACACGGGUUCCGGUCACGUCACUCAAGACUUGCGCGUUGAGCGCAAUGCGCUUCAAUCGCCUCUACUGCGUCUACCCCGCGAACUGCGCGAUCUUAUAUGGACCUUUACCUUUACGGGAACUGCAAAACCCGCGUGCAAGGUUUCCCGAUACUCUCCAUUCAGCGUCCUCACCGUAUGCCGACAAAUCUACACCGAAGCUAUCAGUCUGGCGGGUCCAUUCCUUACCUGGUCUUUCAUCUGCCUGCGAGACUACGAAUCCUUCUUUUGGGACAUAAUAUAUAGUGAAGGACCAAAGCACAAAAUUCGCCUCGUACACUCCAUACAGAUUGGCGUCGAUCCUUCGGAUCUAUACAUGCUAGCGCAGAUAGUAGAUCCGGGUACUGACGAUGAUGUGGAUGAUGAAACGGGCGAAUACCGCCCCACGCUCCGUGCUUUCGAGAAUCUAACACAUGUGGAACUACUACUGUCCGCUACGGGAUUCUUCCAGGAUUCUGAUGACGAGGACGACGAGGAAGCUGAGGAGACUGAACCAAACCGUUAUGAGAGCGAGUAUAUCGAGGAAGCCAGAGUCAACUUCACCAAAACUAUGGAACGGAAGCUUCCUAGUGUGCGUGUAACGUACAAGGACUUCGAUGACAGCUCGGCAAUGAAAAGGUUCUGGACAACGCAAGACCCCAGGGAGUUGAUUCUGCGGACGUCCUCUGGUCGGCGAGAACAACAAACGGCUUUGGAAUCUUGA
Molecule: messenger RNA, 903 nt
Organism: Alternaria ventricosa
Lineage: Eukaryota; Fungi; Ascomycota; Dothideomycetes; Pleosporales; Pleosporaceae
Exons: 2
Coding region: 1-903 (300 amino acids)
Source: RefSeq, a predicted model, not a curated record